ACGUCGUCGAGUUUUUGUAAAACGCGUCGAGGCGCGUUUGCGUUUCUAUUUAAAAAUUGUUCAACGUGUCCGUGUCUGUGAAUACAAGUAAUGGUGCCUAUUUGAAUAUUUGUAACUCCAAAUUUAUAAAUGGCAGACGAUUCGACAAAGCUUCUAAUACAUUUUGGGCACAUACCAACAAAGAAAUAACAAUAACGGAUAACGGAAGUUUGUAACAUUAAAAAGCCUUAACGAAGCGAUAAAAGGAAUAGUUCUAAUAGAAUUAAUACAAGUAGUUAAACAUAUCAAACGUGAUAAAUCGUCAAAAUAUUCUCGUUCUCUCUGUUGUUUAGCCGCUCCAAAGAUCGUAUCAGAUUACCAAAAAAACACAUAAUAAUAAAAUAAAAUACAUAAUACACAACAACAAGACGAGGCAUUCAAUACACAGCAAUAUAUGGAUUUGAGGAACGAAUUUAUGUGACAAGCGUAUAAAAGAGCUAAAUAAAAAUAAUAUAGAAACAUUAAAAAAUGCCUCACAAAAUGCGAAACGCACUGAAUUGGCGAUCCGGCGAUUGCAGCGCCUCAUUAACAGAAACAACAACAACAACAACCACAUGCGGGGAUUGUAACUGCGCCUGCCAGCGAUUGAGUUUGAAUGAAGCUCAUUUAGGCGAAGCCUUCAGCUAUACUCACACGUCCAGCACAUUCCUGAGCCCCUGCUUAGUCCUGCAUGCGUUAUUGCUGCUGCUGUUGGCGUUAUCCUCCACACUAGCUGCGCCCCAAUCCUGUACAACCUGUGAUAAAAACGAACUGCAAACGCAGGCCAGCGAAAAUAGCGUCGAGAAGUUCAGAUUUGAUCAUCAAGUGACGCGGCAGGAUGCGAUCAAUGCGCUCAGAAUAUUUAAUGAGACCUAUGCCGCACAGUUAACCAGCUCCUGCAAUUCGAUAAAAUGCACAGACACGGUCUAUAAAUAUUGUCUGGGCCAGAAGUUCAUAAACGACCAUUGUUGGUGUGAGAUGCAACAUACCGAGGAAGGUCUUCCCUACGUUCCUCACGUAUGUUAUGUGGGCGUAAAGGCUUUUAAGCCUUCUAUUGGUUCCUGUUUUUUCUUUGAGGAAGUCAAAGAAUGCUGUUGUUCCCAAGUUUUGGUCGAAGAGUGGCGUCACAUAUCGGGUGCUUCAGCUUUGAGUAUGCCAAAGAUGCUGUUGCUGUUGUGUGCUAUAUUGGGUGCCCUUCUGCGAUGGAAUUGGACGAUGAUGAUGUGAUGUGAUGGGGAGAGGAAGGAGCCGUUGCCGGCGAAGAAGUAUUUUGUUAAAGUUUUAUAUAAAUACAAAGAAUUGUAACAUAGUCAGUCAUAGUUAUAAGCGCAUAAAAGAAAACUUGGCUUAAUGCAAUAAACCUUUAUAAAAAUAAAUACAAAUGACAUUAA
Messenger RNA from Scaptodrosophila lebanonensis, 1409 nucleotides. RefSeq lists its product as uncharacterized. NCBI's taxonomy places the organism in Eukaryota, Metazoa, Arthropoda, Insecta, Diptera, Drosophilidae. The coding region runs from base 508 to 1245 and encodes 245 amino acids. The record is from RefSeq and is a predicted model, not a curated record. The transcript is spliced from 5 exons.